Messenger RNA from Linderina pennispora, 1686 nucleotides. RefSeq names its product S-adenosyl-L-methionine-dependent methyltransferase. Gene Ontology annotation, biological process: tRNA processing. Bases 162 to 1673 code for a protein of 503 amino acids. NCBI's taxonomy places the organism in Eukaryota, Fungi, Kickxellomycota, Kickxellomycetes, Kickxellales, Kickxellaceae. The transcript is spliced from 7 exons. The record is from RefSeq and is a predicted model, not a curated record. Gene Ontology annotation, molecular function: tRNA (uracil(54)-C5)-methyltransferase activity, S-adenosyl methionine-dependent.
CACAUUUGUUUUCCUCCUACAUUCCGGCUCUAUGCUAGGCAGGCUUGGGCGGAUCACAACCAGACGACUCCCUAUCCUAUUCAAGCCAUACAGCCAACCUGCAAAAACGUCCCGAGAGUUUGGCUAUCAUGCAACAUCCAACAGCAGCAGCAAAAGUCUCCAUGCCUGAGCUCACAAACACCAACACGGAGAGCACCCAGGCCGGUGUCAAGCGGCCAGCCUCACCGACGACUCACCGACUCAGCAGGAGUACAGAUAGGGCUGCAGCUAAGCGCGUCAAAAAUGACCAAGGGAAUAAGAAGGGCAAGCGCGGAGCCCGCAUCAUACGCAACUGCUACUCGGAAAGCAGGUGGAGGGAAUGCCACCCUGAUUCCGCUGAUCUGCCUGCGGCCUUUGGCUGGCCCGCCGGCGACAAGCAGAAAGAAGCGCUUGCUGAGCUCGAUGUCUAUAUCCAUGAAGUUAGCGAGAAGGGUGUGGGCAUUGCCACUCGCGAGUCCCUGGCUAGAGGCGAACGGCCAUGGUUCCUGGCAGUCCCGUUUACUCUCAAGGGCGAGACGGUGCGGAUCAAGACAGUCAAGCACGAGUGGGGGUAUUCACAGGCUGACCUGCUGUCAGUUUCUGAAAAAUCGGACAAGCGGGUUGAGCCUCCGUGCAAGUAUUUUGGCAAGUGCUCGGGGUGCCACAUCCAGCAUCUUGCGUAUGCUGAUCAGCUCGAGUUCAAACACCAGGUUGUCGAGCGCGCCUUUGCCCAUGCGAACCCAGUGUUUGCGUCUGUGCCUGUGAACCCCGUGUGGGGGUCGCCACUGACGCUCGGCUACCGCACAAAGCUUACUCCGCACUUUGACAUCCGCAAAGGACACGCCGCCAGAUCAGGUUCGCCAUUGCGCCGCGUUAUGGACAUUGAGGAGUGCAUUAUUGGCACCGGUGUUGUGCAGCAGGGCAUGGAGAAGGCUAGGGCCGAUACCAAGGCCAAGAUGGCUUCGUACGAGCGCGGUGCUACAUUGCUAAUCCGCGAGACAUAUGUGGUUCCGGAUGCCCCGUUGGACGACACAACAUCGGUGCCUGUGAACCAACUGGUCAAGGAAUUCAUCCUUGAUCCGAAGGGCUGGGUCACUGAUGUGGUCGGGGACCUAAAGUUCCGCUUCCCAGCCUCAUCCUUCUUCCAGAACAACAACGUGAUCCUGCCUGCAUUCACUGGGUUUGUGCGCGAUGAGCUGAACAAGUGGAGCUGCGAGCUGGCCACAGACUCGUCAGAGAAGGGCGUGCUAAAGUACCUGGUAGACGCAUACUGUGGAUCGGGUCUGUUUGGCAUUGCGUGCCACGAGGGGUACGACAAGGUUCUGGGCAUUGAGAUCUCGAGCGAGUCAAUCUCAUGUGCCAACGACAACGCCAAGAUGAACGGCAUCACCAACUGCGACUUUUUGCUUGGCGAUGCUGCGCACAUCUUUGACAAGGUCAAGGAGAGCCCUGAUAGCACGGCUGUGAUCAUCGAUCCGCCUCGCAAAGGCAGCAGCCCUGACUUUCCUCAGACAGCUGAUUGCCUAUCGGCCCGCGCCAAGGAGGUUGAGGAGAAGCCAAAGGCUGUGUACCGCAUUGCUAGCAUCCAGCCGUUCGAUCUGUUCCCACAGACAUACCAUGUCGAGAACAUUGUUACGCUAGUGCGUGAGGAUUGAAAAUACAUUUGAG